Messenger RNA from Salvia miltiorrhiza (redroot sage), 616 nucleotides. RefSeq names its product RNA polymerase II transcriptional coactivator KIWI-like. The transcript has 5 exons. Gene Ontology annotation, cellular component: nucleus; transcription regulator complex. Gene Ontology annotation, molecular function: transcription coactivator activity; DNA binding. NCBI's taxonomy places the organism in Eukaryota, Viridiplantae, Streptophyta, Magnoliopsida, Lamiales, Lamiaceae. Gene Ontology annotation, biological process: positive regulation of transcription initiation by RNA polymerase II. Bases 111 to 419 code for a protein of 102 amino acids. The record is from RefSeq and is a predicted model, not a curated record.
AGUUUUCAAGCGGUAUGCACAUACGUUGAAAUAAAAGCCCUAAGCAAACAUUCCAAUUUCCCCCCAAACCCUUCCGGCUAUCAGUCUGCAGUGCACAGCGAUAAGUAGAAAUGUCGAAGAGGGGCAAGAAGAGGGAGGAUGAAGACGCGCUCUCCGAAGGCGACGAGCCUCCGAAGAAGACAUUGAAGGCCGACAACGAUUCAGAUGACUCUGAUCAAAUCGUUGUAUGCGAGUUGUCGAAGAAUCGAAAAGUGUCGGUGAGGAACUGGCAUGGAAAGGUUGUGGUGGAUAUCAGGGAAUUCUAUUCUAAAGACGGCAAGGAAUUUCCUGGCAAGAAAGGUAUCUCAUUGUCAAUGGACCAGUGGAAAAUUCUUAGAGAUCAUGUGGAUGAAAUUGACAAGGAGGUUGAGAAUACAUAACUGUGUCUAUGGAUCUGUUUUUUCAUGACCAAAAGGAACUCCGAGGAACGUCGAAACAGUUUAACGACGAGCAUUUUGUUUUGUAUGGUAACUAUCUGUAGAAUGUUUUAUCGGGGCUUGUAGGUAGAUGAACCCCUUGUGCAGUAUUAUGCUCAAAUAGUGACUUCAUCUAUAUUUUAUCGAGGUAAUUUCAUGCA